This is a messenger RNA of Apaloderma vittatum (bar-tailed trogon), 456 nucleotides long. It is a transcript of the gene CDX1, whose product is annotated as caudal type homeobox 1. The annotation marks the transcript as partial. Gene Ontology annotation, molecular function: DNA-binding transcription factor activity, RNA polymerase II-specific; RNA polymerase II transcription regulatory region sequence-specific DNA binding. The record is from RefSeq and is a predicted model, not a curated record. Gene Ontology annotation, biological process: regulation of transcription by RNA polymerase II; anterior/posterior axis specification; embryo development. Gene Ontology annotation, cellular component: nucleus. Lineage: Eukaryota; Metazoa; Chordata; Aves; Trogoniformes; Trogonidae. The transcript is spliced from 3 exons.
CCUCCUCCCAUCAGCAGCUCAGUCCCCCAGCUCUCCCCUAACGCCCAGAGACGCACCCCAUACGAGUGGAUGAGGCGCAGCAUCCCCAGCACCAGCAGCAGCGGCAAGACCAGGACGAAAGACAAGUACCGGGUGGUGUACACGGACCACCAACGCCUGGAGCUGGAGAAGGAGUUUCACUACAGCCGCUAUAUCACCAUCCGCCGCAAGACUGAGCUGGCCGCUGCCCUUGGGCUCACGGAACGGCAGGUUAAAAUCUGGUUUCAAAACCGGAGGGCGAAGGAGAGAAAGGUGAACAAAAAGAAGAUGCAGCAGCAAAGCCAGCCCACCAGCACCACCACGCCGACCCCGCCGGCUGUCGGCACGCUGGGACCCAUCGGAGGCCUCUGCAGCAGCAGUGCCCCGAACCUCGUCUCCUCAUCUCCACUGACAAUCAAGGAGGAGUUCAUGCCUUAA